Molecule: messenger RNA, 3097 nt
Organism: Leptidea sinapis
Lineage: Eukaryota; Metazoa; Arthropoda; Insecta; Lepidoptera; Pieridae
Gene: Ced-12
Product: engulfment and cell motility protein 1
Exons: 1
Coding region: 105-2303 (732 amino acids)
Biological process (GO): cell motility; actin filament organization
Cellular component (GO): plasma membrane
Source: RefSeq, a predicted model, not a curated record
UUGUAGUUUGUAAGUUCGUAGGAGCGUAGUGUAUAUCGGAAAUUAAAAUAUCAUUUUAUAAAUUCAAAUCGCAUACAGGAAGUUUGUUGUCAAAUGGUGAAUAAAUGUCUUUAAAACCCCUAAAAAUGCCGUCUGCAACCAAAGACUCUACUAUCUUAAAGAUAGCGGUGGAAAUGUUAAAUUCACCAGACAAAGUACCUCAGCUGAUAGAGUUUGACCAAAGUCAACCUCUAUCCAGUAUCAUUCAACUGCUCUGUAAGGCGUGGGGCCUUCCCGAUCCAACCAACUACGCCCUACAGUUUUCAGAGAGCAAUAAUCAAAACUAUAUUACCGAAAAAAACCGAAACGAAAUUAAGAAUGGGUCGGUUUUACGAUUAGAACAAUCCCCUGCAAAGACAGUUCAAGAUAUACUGGCCAAAAUAAACGGAGGAACAGAAAAUGAACUGACCACCGCUUUGAUGAAGUUGUCUUCUGUAAGCAGUGACCUAACGUUCGCCCUCGAAUUCAUAAACAAGAAAGGGCUGUCUUUGAUCAUUAACAAUAUAGAAACAGGAAAGUUUAAAGGUAAUGCAUUGAAAUAUGCAUUAGUCACAUUUGUAGAAUUAAUGGACCAUGGUAUAAUAUCCUGGGAUAUCUUAGAAAACCAAUUCAUCAACAAAGUGGUCAGUUUUGUUAGUAAUCAAACAAGUAGUCAGGAUGCUAAAAUAAUUCAGAGUUGUCUCUCUAUUCUUGAGAACAUUGUACUCAACAGUUCAGGAAAAAACUCUCAUGUUGAAAAAGAAAUAACAAUCCCCAGUCUCAUAUCACAUUUAGAAAACUCUGAUAGAAUCAUUCAACAAAAUGCCAUUGCAUUGAUCAAUGCAUUAUUUUCAAAAGCAGACAUGACUAAAAGAAAAGCUAUAGCUGCCACACUGUGUUCAAAACAAGUUCGUAACAAAAUCUAUGAGAACCUUAUUACCAAAAAUAUUUCCAAAGAGGUUUUGGGUACAGAGCUGGCACAUCAACUGUAUGUUUUACAAACAUUAACACUUGGUCUUUUGGAGCCAAGGAUGAGGCAAAGAGCUGACUCUCAAGAACAAGAAUCACAGGACAAAAUUAAAGAGCUGCGUAGAUAUGCCUUCGAGAAUGAUAAUAAUACAAACAUUGAAGUAACAACUAGAAGACAAACUGGUAGCCUAUCUAAGGAUUUCAAAAAGCUGGGCUUUAAAUGUGAAAUAGAUCCAAUAAAAGAUUUUAAUGAGGUACCCCCAGGAGUUUUAGCUUUAGAUUGUAUGCUUUAUUUUGCUAGAAACUACAGAGAAGAUUACACAAAGAUUGUGUUGAGAAAUAGUUGCCGGGCUGACGAUCAGGAAUGCCCAUUUGGAAAGAGCAGUGUUGAACUUGUCAAGCUUUUGUGUGAAAUAUUACAUAUCGGAGAAGCACCAAGUGAACAGGGACAAACCUACCAUGCACUGUUCUUUACCCAUGAUCAUCCAUUUGAAGAGCUAUUUUGCAUUUGCAUUGUAUUAUUAAACAAAACUUGGAAGGAAAUGAGAGCAACAACUGAAGACUUUGUUAAAGUAUUAAGUGUUGUCCGAGAGCAGAUCACAAGAACUCUUGCUACAUCCCCUAAAGGUUUUGAUAAAUUUAGACAGAAGGUCAAAGAGCUAACCUACAGUGAAAUAACUCAUCUGUGGCAACAAGAGCGAACUAAUAGAGAAGUAUGGGAAUCUCAUGCAAGGCCUAUUGUGGAACUAAAAGAGAAAAUAACUCCAGAAAUUAUUGAUUUAAUUCAACAGCAAAGACUUGGUGUUCUGGUUGGAGGCACUAGAUUUAAAAAAUAUAUGAAAAUCAACAGGAAGGAUAAAUUUUGGUUUGUUCGUUUAUCUCCAAACCACAAGGUGUUGCACUAUGGAGAGUGUGAUGAAAAAAGCACACCCAGUUUAGAAGAGCUUGGUUCAAAGCUAGCAGUGGCCGACAUCAAGUGUGUAGUAGUGGGCAAAGAGUGUCCUCACAUGAAGGAUUUGAAAGGAAAAAUAAGUAGCCCACAUCUAGCAUUUUCUUUAAUUCUGAAAGCUGCAGAAGUACCAUCAUUGGACUUUGUUGCACCAGAUGAACAAAUAUUUGAUUACUGGACUGACGGAAUUAAUGCACUAUUAAAGGAGAAGAUGUUAAGUAAAUCCUUUGAGAAUGAUUUGGAAACUCUCUUGUCUAUGGAUAUAAAAGUUCGUUUGCUAGAUGCAGAAGGUAUAGACAUUCCACAAGAUCCACCUCAGAUACCACCAGAACCCGAGGACUAUGACUUUUACUAUGACAAUAAUUAAAAAACAGUAUUAUAUUAAUUUGUACAUCUUAUUAUUGACUGGUAUUUAAGAUAUUAUUAUGUUUACUCAUUGGCAUUUUAGGUUAAUAUUUGAAAUAUUCAUAUAAUACUUAUUUAAAUUUUUUAUUUCAUGUAUUAUUAGCAAUUUUUUCAUAAAUGUUGGAUAUUAAUCUAUAUAUAAAUAUAUAAGAGAUUUCCACGUAUAAAGUCACUCAUAGCGAUAUCUCUGGAACCAUUAGAGCUAAAGACUUGAAAUUUGUUAGGAAUAAUCUUUUCACCGAGUAGAGGUCAGCUAAGAAUUUUACGAAAUUCCACCUGCAAGAGUUUUUUUAAUUAUGAACAGAACCAUGUCUAUCGGGUCAGCUAGUUAAGCAUAAAAUUCAUUCCAGUUAUGUUUUCCAUUGUCAAAAAGUGAAAUAAACCUUAUUUUUACUAAUUAAUAUGAUCUAUACUAUGUUACAAAGUUGUAAAUAUUAUGUGGAACUUAUUAUUUUAAUAUAAUAUUUAUUCUAAGGCGCACACAAAAUAAGACUAUUUCUAUUAUAUCUGUAACUAUGUUACAUGUAUUUUCAAACAUUUCUUUGAUUUAAGAUAAAAUUGUCAAUAGCAAAUUUUCAUGUAUAUUACGGUACAUGAACAUAAUCCAUUUUAAACAAUUAUGCUUUAUGUUAUCUAUAAGUAAUGUUCCCAAUGACAUAUUAAAUUAGGUUUUAAGCAAUUAUAUUUUAAUUUUAUAUCAAACUCAAUGUACCAAAGAUAUAAAAAAUAUUAUAAUUGUAUAUUUACGAAUCAAUG